This is a messenger RNA of Gigantopelta aegis, 4832 nucleotides long. RefSeq names its product protocadherin-11 X-linked-like. The transcript is spliced from 5 exons. NCBI's taxonomy places the organism in Eukaryota, Metazoa, Mollusca, Gastropoda, Neomphalida, Peltospiridae. The record is from RefSeq and is a predicted model, not a curated record. Gene Ontology annotation, biological process: homophilic cell-cell adhesion. Gene Ontology annotation, cellular component: plasma membrane. Gene Ontology annotation, molecular function: calcium ion binding. The coding region runs from base 252 to 3233 and encodes 993 amino acids.
CGAGUGUAGGCGAUAUAGUACGGGGAAAGGUGGAAAUACGGGUGUUUGACUUUCGAAUACGGGCACCCCGUAUGUCACCUUCUAUCACAGUCUAGUGCGUACCUCUACACCGGUUACCUGUUGUUUGUUUUCUUGUUGACGCUCUAAUCCCCUCGUAAGAUGACGGGCAAGUGAACGUUUGGAUGAUCAGAGCGCAGUGACCUCUCUUAGAAGCCUUGUAUUUUCUGCAGUCAAUAAAAACACAAAGAAAUAUGAAAAAUCAAUUGAGAUUCCUGACUGUGUUCGCAGUGAUUCAGUGGUGCUCUUCCCAACCGGUGCUCUUUCGUGUGAGAGAGGGAAUCCCAUCUCCAGUGUUUCUGGGUAACCUGGCAACAAGUUCGGAUCUAAUGGACGCCGUUGGAAAGACGGAAUUCAGUUUUUUGCGGUACACCAUUGUGUCGAACGAGGCAAAGGUGCACCUGCUGUUCAGAAUUAACGAGACUUCGAGCGAUAUCUUCACGACAGAGACCCUAGACAGGGAGACGUUGUGCCAGUCGUCGUCAGCAGCGUGUAACCUUCAAUUGGACGUCGCCGUGCAGUCGCUGAAGAGCGCGUUCUUCAGGAAAUUCAGCGUCACCGUCGAGGUGCAGGACGCCAACGACAACCCACCACGGUUUUUAACGUCCCAGUUCAAGCUUUCCAUCAGGGAAGGUGUCGCGAUCGGAACGUCAUACUCACUUCCGGUGGCCUCCGACAGAGAUUCUGAGGUCAUCAACAAGGUGCACGAAUACCAGAUGAUUCCACCCCCAGAACCGUUUUCGUUAGAAAUGGGAUCCUCCACAGACGGAACCGUUUCUAGCGUUUGGUUGGUUGUCAAGGGAGACGUUGACAGAGAAGCGGCACAUGAAUUCAACUUUGACCUCAUAGCUCGUGAUGGAGGCACUCCCACCCACAACGGCUCUGUGUCUGUGACAAUCACAGUUGAAGACAAAAACGACAACCGACCGAAAUUCGGUAAAGAAUUCUAUGUUGUUAAUGUUACCGAGAGUGUGUCUGUAGACACGACAAUUUUACAAGUGAGUGCGAACGAUAGGGAUUUUGGUCAGAAUGCAGAGAUUGUGUAUAGCUUUCACAGCUCAACGGACGAACGCAUCUUAGGACAUUUUGAUGUUGGAAAAAAGUCAGGGAAUAUCAAAGUAAAAUCCGCUUUGGAUAAGACUGGCGGGUCGGUGUUUAGUUUUACACUUGUGGCUACAGACGGUGGGAGUCCAUUCCUGAGUGCAACUACCAAUGUUUCCCUAACUAUUUUGGACACGGUUAAUGACGCGCCAGAAAUCCGCGUAAACCCGCUUUUUAGUCGAAACAAUGUGGCCACUGUCCUCGAAUCAGCCAUCGUAGGCAGGGUCGUCGCCUUGGUAACCGUUCGAGACACAGACAGCGGCGCCAACGGCAAGGUUAACUGUUCUCUACCGCGCGGUGAUUUCCUAGUCCGUAACCUACAGCAAUCCGAGUACAAGGUCAUUGUUGCUAAGCAACUGAACAGAGAAGUAGUGUCAUUGUACAAUCUGACGAUCACGUGCCAAGACGAGGGUACGCCACCACAAUCAGCUUCUUCAUUCUUUCAAAUCCAAGUCCUGGAUGUGAACGAGUUUGCACCCAAGUUUCUACAAUCCAAAUACUUCUUCAGUCUGGAGGAAAACAACAACCACCCCAUGUUCGUGGGUCGUGUGUCGGCCACGGAUGGAGAUUCGGGCAUCAACGCCGAUAUUUCGUAUUCAGUGGAAGCAAAUGCUAGUAGGAGUUUCAGCAUUAACGAAAAUUCCGGCGAAAUUACCAUACUGGAAAAAUUAGACAGAGAGAACAUUCCUAAAAGAAUAUUCAAAGUGUUCGCUACUGACAAAGGGUUAACUCCCCUUACAGGAACCGCCACGAUUGUCAUCAACGUUGGAGACCAAAACGACAACGCGCCCGUGUUUACAAAUGUUCCUAUUAAAUUUACAAUCAGAGAAAACGUCGAUAUUGGGUUCACUGUUGGUCGGGUUUCGGCGACGGAUGACGACUUAGGCGUGAACGGGGACGUGAACUAUUUUCUGAAAGACACUUCGUUCACUGGAAUUAAUCCGUUUUCAGUUUUCAAAAACGGAACCAUCACAACCAGCAGAAAGAUUGACUUUGAGGACAAACACUCAUACACACUGGAGAUCUUCGCGUCGGACAACGGCAUUGUCCAACAGAAGUCUUCCACCUCCGUCACUGUCACCAUCGUGGAUGAAAACGACAACGAUCCCCGCAUAGUCUUCCCUUUCCCUGACAACGAAUCCAUAUCUGUACCCCACGACAUGGACCCUGGUAGCGAGGUCGCCAUUGUGCAGGCCUACGACAUCGACAGCGGCCUCAACGGCAAGUUCACCUUCUCCCUGGUCGUCGUCAACACGACGGACCUGUUCCAGAUUGGCGUUCAGAAUGGAGUCAUAUUCCUCAACCGAAAGAUUUCUGAUGAGGACUUGGGCACUCACAGAGCGAUCAUCAGCGUCCAGGACAGAGGUGUGCCGCAACGCGAGACCCAAGCGUUGUUACUCAUCGAUGUGUACUUCAAUGAUGGAAGUAGAUCUGUGGUCAAGGAGAGCGACAGCAACAUGAAGAUUGUUAUAGUGUUGGUGUGUGUAACCGCCAGCCUUGCAAUCGCCGUCAUAGCGACUCUGUGUAUUCUGAAAUACAUCGACAGAACUAGAAAACAGUCUCCGCAUAAAGUGUCAGACUCUCGGUAUAACUCGAGCGAGAGCUGCGACUCCGCGGAUUACAAGUCGGAGACAUUUCCGCCGUGUGUGUUCCAAGUAUCGGAGACGGGGAGGUCACCCAAGAAAAGUGUGACGUUUAAAACGGAGCAUACCCCAACAAAUCCCGUGUCCUCGACAGAGAACCGAAAAUACAGCGAGCUGAAACAGCCCAGGAAAGAAGACUCUGGGAAUGACCUCAGUUUGUCACCUACUUCAUAUCAUUUUGUGAGACCUGAUUACGGUAAAAGAGCGCCACCUGGCGGUAGUGAGGUGAGCGUGGUGGAUGUACUGGAGCAGCACCAGGCUCUGGUGAGAUCCAUGAAGUCAAAGGGUAGACGAAAUUACCAGGCAAAAGAUAUAUCAGAAUUAGAACCGGAUGUAUGGAGCGACACAUCGCGAGAAACAAUAGGAAGUGAUAGCGGGCAUGGCGGAAGUGACGUCGAUGUCAACAUAAACAGUUUGAAGAUAAAUGUCUAGCCCAGUAAGGACAAGAUGCAUCACUCCGUCCAUUUCCGGUGCUUUAUGUCUGCAAUAAAUCACCAUCUCAUCAACUGCCAUCGGUCUACCACCAUCAUCAGUGAAUCUACUCAUCAACUUACCCGAGUCCACAGAUUACCAGCCAGCUAAACCAUAUGGCUGUUUACCAUGGCCAUCAUCAGGUUACCAGCCAGCUAAACCAUGAGGUCAAGUACCAUGACCAUCAUCAACUGCUCAUUAGUUUUAGCCUGUAAGAGUUCACACUUUUAUCAUAUAACAAUCACGUGUGUGGUAACUAGCCCAGAGGAACGAGCAACUUCGACGAAUGUUCUCCCCGGGUUGUGCAAUGAUACCAGUUGUGAUGUGAAUCUUUUGUUGGGAAUGUUCGACCAUAGUGAAGAAAGAAUACCACUGUUUCAUUAUGAUGUGAGAUUGAACAACUCUCCAAAACUGUGUUCAAGUACUAUAAUUAUCUCUUCAAUGACCACAGUUUUGUCUAUCAAAGGAUCUUUCGCAAACAGACAUGAAAACAGAAUACAGGAGGAAUCCAGUAAGCGCUACAGAAGUACUAAACGUUUAGGUCUUCUGUUUGAACAGACAUGAUUAAUGAGGACUAGAAGUGAAAAGAUAAACUGUCAACUGUUGUUCGUUCAUCUUAUAGUGAGAUCUUCUCGCUAUAUCUGUGAAGAAAACCAAACUGAGAUUAUCAAUGUAUAUAGAAAUUGAAAAAAAGUGCUAUUAGUUGCAUAUAUAUAUAUAUAUAUAUAUAUAUACACAUUUAGUUGUUCAUUACACAUUACCACUGGACUCUAGUCUUUCACCACAUAAUAGCAUUUGUGUCGUAAACCAAAGGCUGUACAAUUUACAACACGUGUAUGACGUCGUUUCAUUUAGAGAUUCAUACCUUAAGGCGACGCGACUCGAUGCGAGUGUCUCGUACGAGAAUAGCGAUGGAAAUAGCCGAUUGUGACAGGACAAACAUUACGAUUUCAUCGGUUACGACGCAGGCGGCCAUUCUCGUACGAGACACUCGUAUCGUGUGACGUCGCCUUUAAAGACAAUGUAUGACAUUCCAUUUAAUAAAUGCACUUCUCCACAACAUUGUGUGACAUACCAUUUAUAGAUUCACAGCUUGAGAACAGUGCAUGACGUUUAAUUAAUAGCUUCAUACCUACUAAAUGUGUACUAAUGUUGUCGCUCAGGGAUUUGCUUUCAGACUGCAUUCAUUAUUAUCAUGUUGUUAAUUUUGCUGAAUAUUCUACAGAAAUCGUUUGUGAAUAAUGUAAUUGUUCCAAGCAUUUCAUUGUAUUUAAAAUACUGGUAUUAAAUUAUUUUUAAAUCGUACAAUAUUAGAUUACUAAAUUUAAUACUCAUUAGGCAUUUUUCAAAAAUAAGUAGACAAUACCUAGUUAUUCACAGCUGUUUCAUAAUUUAAAUAUACAGAUAAUUUCUAAAAACAUUAAGUUCAUCCAGGAUCAAGAUUCAGGCUAUGAUUAAUUUCUAUGUGUUCAUGGCAGUCGCCAUCCAUGUAUGUAUAUAUGUAUGUAUGUACGUAUGUAUGUCCUAAGUAAUAUUAAGACAUAAUAAACAUAUUAUUUA